CACAUACACAUGCAGGCAUCUGAGGAGGAAGAAAUAGACAUCGACAUAUCAGAUGUUGUUGUUGGAGGAUCAUGACUCAUGGUACGGCAUUACCCGGGCACUUUGACAUAGACCUUACUGUCUUCUCACCAAGUCUACACCCAAAGAAGCGUAGAGUAACAGAACAAAUGUAUAAAAAGGGUAUGGAACUGAUCAUGGACUGUGAAGCAGCUGGAGGCCGAUCGACAGAGAACGACCUCAAUGUCACCAACAUCCACCAUGUCCCUGCAUGACGAGUUAUCUCACUCCAUGAACAGUCUGGACAUGAUACCUGAGGCUACUUCACCACGGCAAUCGAAACAAACUUCACCACAACCUACGGAGGACAUGUCUGCUGAUCUAGUGGUGAACUUUGAACCAGAACUGGACUUCUACUGUUCACCGACUAGCACAUUGCGUCGUGCGUCAAUGCGAUCGUUGCAAUCGGGUCUGAGCACUCUUCGCAGAGUGGAUCACCAGGAACUCAUGGCCGCCUGGUCUACCAGUUCAGACGAUGACAGGGACUCCCCCUGUCCAAGGUGUAAGAACAUGCAGGAGAUGGUGACCAACUAUCAACAGGAAUUGAGCCUCGUCAACAAGCAGCUGUUGUCAGCGGUCGAGCAGAAAAUUAAACUGCAGGAACAAAAUGAAGCUUGGCAGAGUGACAUGGCUGAAAUAGUACAUCAGAACCUCUACCAGAGACUGGAGCAAGACUCCCCAGCUAGGAAGGAGAAACUGAGCAAAUCUCCAAAGAGAAAGAUGUUCACUUCGAAUAAAGAUGAUGCAGAAAAGAUAUUCAAACAUGAAUUCAUAAAACAUUCAUGGCUCUUUUGAAACUUAGCUUUUGCUACAUUUCGUGUUUUUUGACUCUGUUUUAUACUCAUCCUUCUGCUAACACAAGUGCAAAGUCCUGCUGUAUAAUCUUAUAAUUAUAUAGGGUCAAUAAGAACAAGGCCCCUCAAAAAUAAUUUGCCAA
Messenger RNA from Halichondria panicea, 994 nucleotides. Its product is annotated as BICD family-like cargo adapter 1. The transcript is spliced from 6 exons. The coding region runs from base 241 to 852 and encodes 203 amino acids. The record is from RefSeq and is a predicted model, not a curated record. Lineage: Eukaryota; Metazoa; Porifera; Demospongiae; Suberitida; Halichondriidae.